AUGUUUAUAAAUAGAAGUCCUUCAUUGCCUUAUAGUACAUAAAUUUACUUAUCAUUAACGACUCGAUUUAUUUAUUUUAUUCCUGUAAAGCCUUUUAAGUUUAAUUUUAAUAUCUAAGAUAAAGUAGAAUUAUAAACUUUAAAAAUAUUUGAUUUAUCUAUAACGGCUAUUUAUUCUAUAGAAUAAUUAUCAUUUAUUUCAUCCUGGUAAGAAGAGAAUGCUUUAAUGAGAAAUAUUUAUUUGAGGUUAUUUAUUGUAAUUAUCUCCUUAAAUGUCUAACUAUUGAAAUUUAUUUAAUAAAGAGACAUCUGCAAUUACGUGUUUCUAAUUAGUAACAUUUUUGAAUCCUUAUAUAGAUAAAUAGCUUGUGGUUAAUAUUAAAAUCCACAUUUAUCAAACAAACUUUAAAACUCUGAAGAAAAAAUCUUUAAACAUUGA
Messenger RNA from Tetrahymena thermophila SB210, 438 nucleotides. RefSeq lists its product as hypothetical. Lineage: Eukaryota; Ciliophora; Oligohymenophorea; Hymenostomatida; Tetrahymenidae. The record is from RefSeq and is a predicted model, not a curated record. The transcript has a single exon.